Messenger RNA from Exophiala bonariae, 990 nucleotides. RefSeq lists its product as uncharacterized. Gene Ontology annotation, biological process: catechol-containing compound metabolic process. The record is from RefSeq and is a predicted model, not a curated record. NCBI's taxonomy places the organism in Eukaryota, Fungi, Ascomycota, Eurotiomycetes, Chaetothyriales, Herpotrichiellaceae. Gene Ontology annotation, molecular function: catechol 1,2-dioxygenase activity; ferric iron binding. The transcript has 3 exons. Bases 1 to 990 code for a protein of 329 amino acids.
AUGGAUCCCUCACAAGUCACCAUUCCACCUUUGAAGGAUCUGACUAUUGAUAACAUCACCGAGAAUGUCGUGUUGAUCAAUUCUGCAAAUCCCAACGAGCGCUUCAAGUACAUCCUUGAGCGGCUGGUGCACCACCUUCAUGACUUUGCCAGAGAGACUCGGUUAAGUACGAAGGAGUGGAUGGCCGGUCUUCAGUUUUUGACUGCUACGGGACAGAUCUGCACUGAUGUGCGACAGGAAUUCAUCCUCCUGUCCGACAUCCUCGGCCUCUCCCUGCUGGUAGACAGCAUCGACCACCCCAAACCACCGAACAGCACCGAAGGCACAGUCCUCGGCCCCUUCCACACACACGAAGCCCCCGACAUGCACCAUGGAGACAACAUGUCGCAAGACAAGAACGGCGAGCCGCUACUGGCUCUCUGCACCGUCAAAGACGUCAACGGAAAGCCCAUCCCCGGCGUCAAGAUCGAUAUCUGGGAGACCGACUCGGCCGGCUUUUACGACGUCCAGCAUGCCGAUCGUGAGGGCCCGGACGGCAGAUGCGUCAUGCGCAGCGACCUAGACGGCGUCUUCUGGUUCAACGCCAUCGUGCCCAUCCCUUAUCCCAUCCCACACGACGGUCCCGUCGGUCAGCUACUCUUGGAGCUGAAGAGACAUCCCAUGCGACCUGCACACAUGCAUUUCAUGUUCGAGAAGCCCGGUUACGACCAUCUGAUCACUGCCCUCUACCUGAAACACGACCCCUAUGAAUCGUCCGACGCCGUCUUCGGCGUCAAGAAUAGCCUCAUCGUCGAACUCGGCAAAGUCGACAAAGCUACUUCCGAGAAAUACAAUGUUCCCGAAGGCACGAAACUAUUGACUUACGAUUUCGUGCUCGUCACGGAUCAGGAGAGCUUCGACCUCAGGAGUAAGAAUAGUGCCGCUGCGCUCGAAAAGUUGGGGCGGAGGGUCAAGAUCGUGGAGGGGUUGCCUGUGCCUGAGUUGGACUGA